UGAAAGGGAAUCUCUGAACCAAAGUAGAAUUCAUUGGCCCCCAUUGGUUAGCGGCGGGCCUGAUUUGCAUACGGUGGGAGUGUCCUGAGCCAGAACUGGGAUGAAUGACUUGUUCAAGUCAGAGAGGAAAAAGGCAAAGCACUCAGCAGAGGUCUGCGCUGCUCAGCGUUCAAAAUGCCUGGCUCCGAGACGCCGACGCUCUUCCUGCUGUGAGAAAGUGCUGGAACGGGACAUAAACAUGUUCAUCAGCAGACACCUGAGCCUUAGAGAACGAGGAGGAACCUGGGGACUGUGCAUCCUCCUGCUGUACAUCAGCCCUCUGUCCUGUUUUGCACAUUUCAGCCAAGCAAAGGAGCUCAUCUAUAAGAUAAAAGAGGGAUUACCCAGUGGGACCUUCAUAGGGGCAAUUGGAGUAGACUUACAUUUGGAUUUCACUGUUGAGCCCCCCUUUUUAUUCAAUCUCCCGCAAAAGAAGGUCAGCGAACAGUAUCUGAAGCUCAAUAAUACCACUGGGGAUCUUUAUACAUCUGGCACAGAAAUUGACAGGGAGACCCUGUGUCCUGAUAACCCGGAGGGCCAGGGAUGCGUCCUCUCCCUGGAUGUGUUCAUAUUGCCUCAGGAGCACUUCCAGCUCAUCAAAGUUAAGAUCCUGAUUGAGGAUGUGAACGACAACAGGCCAGAGUUCCCCGUGGAUGUGAUUUUUAUGUCUGUCCCAGAAAACACAGCCAUAAAUUCUCGUUACGCGGUGGAGCAGUCUGCCGUGGACCCGGACCUGGGUCUUUACGGGGUGCAGACCUACUGGCUGGUUAAUGACUUCGGCAUGUUCACGCUGGACGUGGAGGAGAACGAGGGAGGUGAGCUGACACCGUUCCUCAUCGUGACAGACGUUCUGGACCGAGAGACGCACCCUGAAUAUGUCACAGACAUAAUCGCCGAGGACGGAGGGUCCCCUCCUCUUCUCGGCGCGGCUACUUUGAAAAUUGUCAUCACAGAUGUGAACGAUAACUGUCCCCGAUUCUCCGAGUCACACAUUAAUGUCACCGUGCAUGGGAACGCCACCAAAGGGGCACAUUUGGCGCGCGUGCAUGCUUUUGACCCCGACCUUGGUGCUAAUGCUCAGAUCAGCUAUGCUUACAGCGAGCGUGUGCCAAGGGACACCAGGAGCUUGUUCCAUUUGGACAGAAUCACAGGAGUGAUCAAGCUAGCAGGGAAAAUAGACACUGGCACGGCCACAUUUUACAAACUUACCGUUCUCGCUAAUGGACCCAGUUGUAUCCCUGCUGUCACCACGGUCGCCGUCCACGUCAUCAAAGUUGUGAGUGGACCCCCUGCUGUCAUCGCCAGGUACAUUGCGCCAGAGAAGGAUGGCAUGAUAACAAUAAGGGAGUCUGAGCCAGCGUUUUCCCCCAUUGCUUUCUUUACAAUCAAAAACACUGACAUGAAGCAAAGAGUGGACUGUCACUUGGAAGGGACAGGACCCUUCAGGCUCGGCCCCUAUCAGCUGUUCAAGAACGAAUACCUACUGGAGACUACAGAGCCCCUGGACUACGAAAGGACGCACGAGUACGAGCUGAUCGUGGUUGCUAAGAAUGCCCAAGGGCUCGUCAUCAAGACCUUCCUCAAGGUGCAGGUGUUGGAUGAGAACGACAACGCGCCGGUGUUUCAGCAGUCUUUGGUGGAGAUAUCUAUUGAGGAAAACAAUCCCCCGAACACCUUUCUGACCCAGCUCCAAGCCUCCGACCAGGACAGCGAAGGUCGAGGGGAAGUAUUCUAUCUCCUUGGGGGUGAUGCUCCUGGGAUCUUUGUGGUGGAUCGGGUGACGGGCGUCCUGACUGUGAACGUAUCGCUGGACCGCGAGGAGAAAGAGACGUAUCGGUUCAUAGUGAGAGCUCUGGAUCAGGGGACGCCCAGGAGGGAGUCCAUCGCUACUGUGGUGGUGACGGUUCAGGACCGCAACGACAACAGCCCCCGCUUCAUCAACAAGGACUUUACUUUCUUCGUGCCAGAGAACUUCCCGGGCUAUGGUGAGAUCGGGGUCCUGUCAGUGACGGAUGCGGACGCGGGGGAGAACGGCUGGGUGGCGCUGUCCAUCCUCAACGGCAGCGACAUCUUCCUGAUAGACACGGGCCGGGGGGCGCUGCGGGCCAAGACCCCACUGGACCGCGAACAACAGGGAACCUAUCAGCUGUGGAUCGAGGCCAGCGACGGCGGGGAGCCCGCGCUCUCCUGCGUUACCAUGGUGACCGUGCUGCUGUUGGACGUAAAUGACAACCCGCCCAUUGUUCUCUUCCCCCAGUCCAAUCAGUCCUACAUGCUCGUGUUACCCAAUACGCUACCAGGAACCUCCAUCACAGAGGUGUACGCUGUGGAUAAGGACACCGGCAUGAACGCUGUGAUCGCUUACAGCAUCGUCAGGAGGAAAGGCGACGAGCCGGGGUCCUUCGCCAUUGACCCAGAAACAGGGAAUAUCACUCUGAAGAGGGAGCUCAGCAGCCGGGGCCUUUACAGCCUUCUGGUGAAGGUCACGGAUCACGGUCAGCCCGAACCCCUUUACUCAACAGUGAUGGUCAACCUCUUUGUGAAUGAAACAGUGAGUAAUGAGAGCUACAUCCAGAGCCUGCUGACCAGGGAGGCUGACAUCGAGGUGGAGGAGAGGCCCUGGUACGUGGGUCAGAUGACGGAGGGGCCGGAGAGGUACGAGUCCAGCUGUCGGCCCGUCCUCAUCGCGCUGUCGGUGGCCUGUGUGGGGCUGCUGGUCCUGGUCGUCCUGCUGACGUCGUACAUAUGCUGCAAAAGGUUUAGGAAGCACAGGAAGAAAAGGCCGGAAGUGGAGCUCCCGCUGAAAACGAACAAUGACUCAGCGGAGCUCGUGAAUCGGAAGCUUCGGCAGAUCUCAAACAUCUGAUGCUCCAGAAUGCACCAAAAAAACCCGUU
Molecule: messenger RNA, 2934 nt
Organism: Betta splendens (Siamese fighting fish)
Lineage: Eukaryota; Metazoa; Chordata; Actinopteri; Anabantiformes; Osphronemidae
Gene: pcdh20
Product: protocadherin-20
Exons: 2
Coding region: 101-2905 (934 amino acids)
Biological process (GO): homophilic cell-cell adhesion
Cellular component (GO): plasma membrane
Molecular function (GO): calcium ion binding
Source: RefSeq, a predicted model, not a curated record